This is a messenger RNA of Trachemys scripta elegans, 425 nucleotides long. RefSeq names its product histone H2A.J. Gene Ontology annotation, cellular component: nucleosome. The coding region runs from base 3 to 392 and encodes 129 amino acids. NCBI's taxonomy places the organism in Eukaryota, Metazoa, Chordata, Testudines, Emydidae. The record is from RefSeq and is a predicted model, not a curated record. The transcript has a single exon. Gene Ontology annotation, molecular function: structural constituent of chromatin; DNA binding; protein heterodimerization activity.
AAAUGUCAGGCCGGGGAAAGCAGGGCGGUAAGGUGCGGGCUAAGGCGAAGUCUCGCUCCUCGCGGGCUGGGCUGCAGUUCCCGGUGGGUCGAGUGCACCGGCUGCUUCGCAAAGGCAAUUACGCUGAGCGGGUAGGAGCAGGAGCUCCGGUCUAUAUGGCCGCGGUGCUGGAGUAUCUGACCGCUGAGAUUCUCGAGUUAGCCGGCAACGCUGCUCGGGACAAUAAGAAAACCAGGAUCAUCCCCCGUCACCUGCAGCUCGCCAUCCGUAACGACGAAGAACUCAAUAAGCUCCUAGGGAAAGUCACGAUCGCUCAAGGUGGUGUCCUGCCCAAUAUCCAGGCUGUGCUGCUGCCCAAGAAAACUGAGAGCCACAAGGCCAAGAGCAAGUAAAGCUGACUGAGAAAUAAACACUUCGAAUUUAAA